AUGUCUAACCCAUUCACCCCCAUGGCUAUUGCAGAGACUAUCUAUGCCUAUCAGGAAACGAGGAAAGAGAACACCAUCAACGUGAUGGCUGCGACGCUGCUCGCGUAUGAUGCGCUUCUUUGCCUAGGAAAAGAGCUCCGAUAUGUCUGGCAGUCACCAAACGCCCCUCCCACGUUCUCGCAGAUCCUUUACCUCUCCAACAGGUAUAUACCAAUUCUAUGGAACGUCCUGUAUCUCGGGGCGAUCGGCAACCUUUCGGACACACAGAGGUCAGCACUGGUCCUUGCCACUGUACUCCGCUCCAUUGGCUGGUAG
Trametes versicolor FP-101664 SS1 is the source of this 315-nucleotide messenger RNA. RefSeq lists its product as uncharacterized. The coding region runs from base 1 to 315 and encodes 104 amino acids. The record is from RefSeq and is a predicted model, not a curated record. The transcript is spliced from 5 exons. NCBI's taxonomy places the organism in Eukaryota, Fungi, Basidiomycota, Agaricomycetes, Polyporales, Polyporaceae.